AUGGGCGUCCAUAGCCAAAAUUCAGAUGGCUACUACAACCUCGGGUCGUUCCACCGGCCGGUGACCACCGCCAGCCCCGAGGCUCAGACCUGGUUUGAUCGAGGACUCAUCUGGACAUAUGCUUUCAACCAUGAAGAGGCAGUUCACUGUUUCGAAAAAGCCAUUGAGCAUGACCCCACUUUUGCCAUGGCGUACUGGGGGCUUUCGUAUGCCCUAGGCCCCAACUACAACAAGCCAUGGCAGUUCUUCGAUCAGCGGGAAUUAGAAUUGACAGUCCAGCGCACUCAUCGAGCAGCUGAAGAGGCCAGAAAGCACGGGAUUACGGCGAGACCCGUAGAGUCGGCACUUAUCGAAGCCCUCCAGAAACGAUACCCACAGGAUCAGCCACUAGGGGACUGCUCGUCUUGGAACCAGGGAUACGCCGAUGCUAUGGGAUCUGUCUAUCAAAGAUUCCCAGAUGACCUCGAUGUCGCAACAUUGUACGCAGAUUCGUUGAUGAACCUGACACCAUGGGAGCUGUGGGUUCUGAAGACUGGUCAGCCGGCACCAACCGCACGCACCCUUGAGAUCAAGACGGUGCUUGAACGAGCGUUAACACAGGACGGAGCUCUCCGUCACCCUGGCUUGUUGCACAUGUACAUCCAUCUGAUGGAGAUGUCGGGCGCACCCGAAACGGCUCUUCUAGCUGCGGAUAACCUACGUGGAUUGGUCCCUGAUGCGGGCCAUCUCAAUCACAUGCCUACUCAUUUGGAUAUUCUAUGUGGCGAUUAUCGGAAGGCAAUUGCGUCCAACUCUGAAGCGAUCCGAGCAGAUGAAAAGUUCCUCGCUCGUGCAGGAGCUGUUAACUUCUAUACCCUUUACCGGUCUCAUGACUAUCACUUCAGGAUCUAUGCUGCUAUGUUCGCAGGCCAGUCAAGGGUUGCCCUAGAUACUGCCCAAGAGCUGGAGUUAUCCAUCCCAGAUGAGCUUCUACGUCGCGAGUCACCGCCUAUGGCGGAUUGGCUUGAAGGGUUUUUGGCAAUGAAGGUGCAUGUCUUGAUUCGGUUCGGUCGGUGGCAGGAUAUCAUCUAUCUGGACGUUCCACGAGACGAGAAGCUAUACUGUGUGACAACCGCAAUGAUUCAUUACGGCAAAGGCGUCGCGUUCGCUGCGACAGGACAGGUCGACCAGGCAGAUAAGGAACGAGAGCUCUUCCAUAAAGCCUUAGAGCGUGUUGUGCCUACCCGCAUGCUGUUCAACAACAAAUGCAUUGACAUACUAGCCAUUGCAGAGGCAAUGCUUGAUGGGGAACUGGAGUAUCGCCAGGGCAAUUAUGAUGCUGCCUUUAGUCAUCUAAGACGUUCCAUUACCCUGGACGACGGUCUCCCUUACGACGAACCUUGGGGAUGGAUGCAGCCAACUCGGCAUGCUUACGGUGCUCUUCUACUUGAGCAAGGGCGGGUUGAAGAUGCGUCGGCAGUGUAUAGUGCUGAUCUGGGCCUAGAUGACACCUUACCUCGUGCACUGCAGCAUCCGAACAACGUGUGGUCGCUGCACGGGUAUCAUGAAUGCCUUAUUAAGCUUGGGCGAAUCGCUGAGGCACGCAUUAUCAAACAGCAACUGAAGCUUGCAGCAGCUACAGCUGAUGUCCGAAUCCAGUCGUCAUGUUACUGUCGCCGAAGUGAUACUGAUCAGGUUGAGUAG
Aspergillus pseudotamarii is the source of this 1683-nucleotide messenger RNA. Its product is annotated as TPR domain protein. NCBI's taxonomy places the organism in Eukaryota, Fungi, Ascomycota, Eurotiomycetes, Eurotiales, Aspergillaceae. Bases 1 to 1683 code for a protein of 560 amino acids. Gene Ontology annotation, cellular component: intracellular anatomical structure. The transcript has a single exon. The record is from RefSeq and is a predicted model, not a curated record. Gene Ontology annotation, molecular function: protein binding.